GAGGCGGGGCUUCGGCUUCGCGCAGAGUGAUAGGAGAGCUUCCGCUUGGGAAGAGCGCGGCUCCUGCGCUACGUGGGUUCUGAGACUGGCUAGCUCUCGAGGCUCCUACGGUUUGCGCUGACGCGACCAAGCCAUCUGCACUCCUGGGGUUCUUACAUGCCAUUCCCCUCAAAAUGAGUGUUAGCAUCACUUUCUUAAGACCUUUUACUAGGCUUUCAGUACCAUUUACCUUACAGACAAAAAGAAGGAUUUUAUAUUCGACAGUGCUACAGAGAUACAUGUGUUCCAAAACACCAACCAUGUCCAAUCCUGAGAAGGAAAUCACAUCACCUCCUGAACAGUCUGAACAGUUGGAAUUGGAUAAAUGGAAAAUUACAAUGAAAUCUAACACUCAAGAAGAAGCUGUUCCUACAGUGUUGAGUAGCAAAGCUGAAGAUCCUUUAGCUGCCACCAGAGAAUUAAUUGAGAUGUGGAGAUUGCUUGGUAAAGAAGUGCCAGAAUUUAUCAGUGAAGAAGAGCUCAAAACCACUACAGACCUUGUUUCUCAGUCAUCGAAAAAGAAAUAUUUAAGAUACUUGUUUCUUAAGGAAAGAGCGAAAAAGGCUAAGCUAAUAAAGAAGGAAAUCAAAGCAGAAGCAAGAAAAGAGAAACUGCUAGAAACUCCUGAGAAAGAUAAACAAGAUUUCAUGUUUCUACGGCUUUGGGAUAGGCAUAUUAACAGUGCAAUGGGCUGGAAGGGUGCCCAAGCCAUGCAGUUUGGACAGCCUUUAGUUUUUGACAUGGCUUAUGAAAAGUAUAUGAGGCCAGUAGAAAUGAAAUAUACUGUUUCCCAACUUUUAGAAAGUGAAGGAUGGAACCGAAAGAAUAUUGACCCUUUCCAUUUAUUUUUCUGCAAUCUUAAGAUAGAUGGUGAUUAUCAUAGAGAGUUGGUUAAACGAUAUAAAGAAAAAUGGAACAAAUUGCUCAUAACAACAACAGAAAAAUCUUAUUUAGAUUUAUUCCCAAAGGAUAGUAUUAUAUAUUUAACUGCAGAUUCUCCCAAUGUCAUGACUAAUUUCAAACAUGACAAAAUUUACAUAGUUGGAUCUUUUGUUGAUAAGAACAUAAGCCCAGGUGUAUCCUUAGCCAAAGCAAAACGACUGCAGCUGUCAACAGAACGCCUCCCUUUAGAUAAGUAUUUACAGUGGGACACUGGUUCCAAAAAUCUCACAUUAGAUCAAAUGAUACGUAUUUUGUUAUGUCUGAAAAACACUGGUGAUUGGAAAGAGGCUCUGAAAUUUGUUCCUGUAAGAAAACACUCUGGUUACAUGGAUAUUUCUCAGCAGUCUAUAGAGCUUAUCAACACUCUGAAGAAAACAAAGACUUUUAAUUCACUUCCAACACAGUUUCUAAAUAGUCGCAGACAGAAAAAGUGGCAUAAAUGAUAAUACUUAGUAAUUAAAAAAAAAAAAGCCCCAAGAAAAUGGGUUGUAAAUGCAGCCUUAGUUGUCUGUGUCUUCCUGAAUGGAAUUCACUUUUCUUUCUUUUAAAGGUUGUGUUUCUAAACUAACUGAAGCUUCUCUUCCAUACUAAAUCACAAAAACUUCUGGGGCUAUGUUUUGUUUACUAUUAAAAAAUUUUUAAAUAACCUUG
Messenger RNA from Erinaceus europaeus (western European hedgehog), 1632 nucleotides. RefSeq names its product tRNA methyltransferase 10C, mitochondrial RNase P subunit (gene TRMT10C). The transcript is spliced from 2 exons. Gene Ontology annotation, cellular component: mitochondrion; nucleus; nucleoplasm. Gene Ontology annotation, molecular function: tRNA binding. NCBI's taxonomy places the organism in Eukaryota, Metazoa, Chordata, Mammalia, Eulipotyphla, Erinaceidae. The record is from RefSeq and is a predicted model, not a curated record. Gene Ontology annotation, biological process: mitochondrial tRNA 5'-end processing; positive regulation of mitochondrial translation. The coding region runs from base 174 to 1424 and encodes 416 amino acids.